Messenger RNA from Perognathus longimembris pacificus (Pacific pocket mouse), 581 nucleotides. RefSeq names its product chromosome 13 C11orf94 homolog (gene Frey1). Bases 279 to 578 code for a protein of 99 amino acids. NCBI's taxonomy places the organism in Eukaryota, Metazoa, Chordata, Mammalia, Rodentia, Heteromyidae. The record is from RefSeq and is a predicted model, not a curated record. The transcript has 3 exons.
ACUGAGGGCACAGUGCUUGCCUAACAAGUACAAAGCCCCAAAUUCAACAUCCCCCUCAAAAAAGAAGAAAAAAAAUGAUUUGGUUUAGCAUCUGCUGGCCAUAACGUCAAAUAAGACAAAACACAAAGGUCAGACCAGAGAGCUGAUCAUCCCAAGGCAGGCAGUGUCACCGGGCUUGGAACUAAUGUCCUUUGUGAGGUAGCCUGGGAGUUGGCCUCGAGUUCUGUCCUGACACAGGGAGGGGCGGCACGCAGAGACCAGAGCAGGGGUGUGUGGAGAUGGUUCUGGCCAUGCUAGGGGCUCUGUACCCCAGGGCCGGGCUCAGUCUCUUCCUCUUUUACCUCAUCCUGGCGGCUGCACUCCUUCGUCCCCAGCCCCUGAGGUCCCAGCGGUCUGUUCCGGAGGAAUUUUCAGCUCCCCUUGAGCUCUCUCAGCCAUUUUCUAGCCUGGUGGAUGACUAUGGGGUCCGACCCAAGCACCCAUGGCCACGGGGGCCUCGGCCCCUCCUCUCCCAGGCCCAGCAGCGCAAGCGUGAUGGGCCAGACAUGGCUGAGUACUACUACGAUGCGCACGUGUGACGG